Messenger RNA from Gigantopelta aegis, 1542 nucleotides. Its product is annotated as ubiquitin carboxyl-terminal hydrolase 46-like. The record is from RefSeq and is a predicted model, not a curated record. Bases 155 to 1204 code for a protein of 349 amino acids. NCBI's taxonomy places the organism in Eukaryota, Metazoa, Mollusca, Gastropoda, Neomphalida, Peltospiridae. Gene Ontology annotation, cellular component: nucleus; cytosol. The transcript has 9 exons. Gene Ontology annotation, biological process: protein deubiquitination. Gene Ontology annotation, molecular function: cysteine-type endopeptidase activity; cysteine-type deubiquitinase activity.
GUGCAUUUUUUUUUAGAAAAAAACAAUAUGGCGGCGAUAGAGAAUUUUGGAUGAAUUUGUUCCUCCUUUUUUUUUUUCACCCCAUCGGUUCUUUGGAUAAACAUCAAUCAUAACGACGUUGACAAAUUUUGGGUCUUGUUGCACUGUAAGAGAGAUGGGAGCAAAUGCAUCCCAGCUGGAGAAGGAAAUUGGUUCAGAGCAGUUCCCAGUCAAUGAGCAUUAUUUUGGACUGGUCAACUUUGGGAAUACAUGUUAUUGCAACUCGGUGCUCCAAGCCCUGUAUUUCUGCCGUUCGUUCCGUGAGAAGGUCCUACAGUACAAACAGCAUCAGAAGAAUCAGAAGAAAGAGACAUUGCUUACUUGUCUAGCUGACCUCUUCUGCAGCAUAGCAACACAAAAAAAGAAAGUGGGAACUAUUGCACCUAAGAAGUUUAUUACAAGACUACGAAAAGAAAAUGAGCAGUUUGACAACUACAUGCAGCAGGAUGCACAUGAAUUUUUGAACUAUCUACUCAAUACAGUUGCUGAUCUCUUGCAAGCAGAAAAGCUUGGAAAUAAACCUAAACCUUCUAGUGAUGGAAAGACCAAAGCUGAUACCACGUGGGUACACGAAAUCUUUCAAGGGACAUUAACAAAUGAAACGCGCUGUUUGAACUGUGAAACAGUCAGUAGUAAGGAUGAAGACUUCCUUGACCUCUCGGUUGAUGUUGAACAAAAUACAUCUAUUACCCACUGCUUACGAGGCUUUAGUAACACAGAGACCCUGUGUGCUGAACAUAAAUAUUACUGUGAAGUCUGCUGUAGUAAACAGGAGGCCCAAAAGAGAAUGCGGGUAAAAAAAUUGCCACAAAUUUUGGCCUUACAUUUAAAGAGAUUUAAAUAUAUGGAGCAAUACAGCAGAUAUAUCAAAGUUUCUUACCGAGUUGUCUUUCCCUUGGAGCUCAGGCUUUUUAAUACAUCUGAUGAUGCAUGUAAUCCUGAAAGAAUGUAUGACCUAGUAGCUGUUGUGGUACACUGUGGAAGUGGUCCGAACAGAGGUCAUUAUAUUAGCAUUGUCAAAAGUCAUGGAUUCUGGCUUCUUUUUGAUGAUGAUAUUGUAGAUAAAAUUGAUGCUUCACAAAUAGAAGAGUUUUACGGAAUUCCUUCAGACAUGCAAAAGAACUCUGAGUCCGGCUAUAUUCUGUUUUACCAGUCUAGGGAGUAAUAAUCACAGUUUUGAUGUGUUCUGAAUGGCAAAAACAGGUGUUUCGUCAUAGUGAACAAAGAGAAGUGAUUGAUAAUGUUUGUAUUCAAAGAUAAUUUUCAGUAUAAAUUGUCCUGUCUGUGAUAGCACCACAAACUGAAGAAAAGGGUUAGUUCUAUAAACACCUUUCACUGUGAUGUUACCUUUAGAUGUAGCACAAAACAGUCACUUAAAAAGUAAAAAUUAUAUCAGUUAUAAUUUUGUGAUUAUACAUGUGUAUAGUGUCUGUGUCAUUGUACUAAUAAGACCAAAUUGAAACACAAUUUGUACAGUUCAUUAAAAUUAUUAUUAAAAGUGAA